AAAAAAAUUGGUGGAUUUUGAGUUUUUCGUCGACAUAAAGCAAUAGGCAUGAAAAAGGCUGGCAAGAGAGCAAAGCAAAGCAAAGCAAGAAAAAAAAUCGAAGCGAAACAAGCACGACAACAUCGGCUUGAAUAGUCAAAUGUGGAAGUGUGAAAGAGACAGGGAAUAAGUCUAUUGGUUUGCGUGCGUGUGUGUGUAUAUAUAUUGUGUGUGUCUCGGAAUAUACUCCCUGCAAACGAAUAGUCGACGGGAAACAAGAAUAAAAAAAUGAAGUAGUAAUCGCAACAAUAGCAUUUAUAUUCUGAAUAUCACGAUUGGAAUAAAGAUGGGAAAUAACUUUGUAUGAAUUUUAAAAUUCGCACAAUAGACUUUUGUUUGCGAAUAUUUGUUUGGCAUGCUUUAAAUAUGCCUAUACGGAAUUCAAAGGGAAAUCGAAAAAUCGAAUAAACUAGAAAAAUUGGUGGAAAACAAAUUCAUUGUGUUUACAUACAGAAAAACCAAAAUAAACGUGGUGUUUUAUGCUGAGACAAAAUAUCAGUGCAAAAUUUGGCUAAAAUAUGGUUAUUAAAGCAUCAAUGUUACGAAUGUAUGAAUAAAACCCAAACAGUGGUCCGCGAGUGAUUUUCGUUGUACAUGUGCGCUCCGCUUGCCGUGCCCGUUCCUAUCCGAAUUGAUGUACAGUGAAACAUAAAAGGAUAAUUAUUCAAAGUCAAACACAUUGAACAGCAAAUAAGAUAAAAACUAGUUCAACAUUAUAAUUGUGGGAAAACAAUAAUAAGGAGAAGAAAAUUCGUAAAACUGAAGCUUUAAAAUAUAUUGCGUAUCAUCAAACUCAAGCGGGAAUUUUACACACAAAGAACAGAUUAUGUGUGUAAUGCAUACUAACGGAAGACGAUUGCACGUCAUUCUUACCUUCGCUUGAUCGUCAACCAGACACAUUUUACGGGUUGAAAAAUAAGAAACGAAGUCCAAAGAGCUUGAAUGAAAAGGAAACUUAAUAGAAAAUUCAAUAAAAGGAUCGCAACGAUCAUUAUUGCAUUGUAAUAUUAAUCGUUGAGAUCUCGAAGAUUUACGUGGGAAGGAAGUGAUUUGGUGAACAAAUUAAAAUGGAAAAUAGCGAAAAUUUGGUCGCUGACAUUCGCAAUGAAAACGACGACCCGUUCUCGACACCCUCUCUCGACGAAAUGACACCCGAAGCCGACGAAGCCGAAGAAGAGGAAGAAGAAAGAGAUACGUUAACCGGAGAACCGUCGGAGAUAAUUCCAACAACGAUGCUCACCCCACCACCAACCGGCGAACCAUUGUUGAAUGGCUCAUCACGAAGUAGCAUAAGUGGAAAUGAUUUGCAGCAAUUUACAGCCGAUGAAUCAACGCAACAAUCGCCAGUCGAAUCACAUCACACCGAUGAGGGCAAUUCAAAUCAAAGUGCAAACAGUGAUUCGGUCGAUUCAAAGUUGAUCAUAAACGAGGGUUCGAUUGAUUCAAGCGAUAUAAGCAAUACAGUGGAUAGUAAAACGCUUGAACCAUCGGCUGAUGUUCAUUUGGAUGAGAAUUCUGAAUACAUUAGUACACUACCUGCAACCGUGAUCGAUAGCAAUCAAACAGAUGAAACGCUUGAUAUGAGGAAUGAGGAGGAUUCUCAACCAGUUACACAUGAUGAAGACGUGAUACCAACACCACCCGUUGAAUGUGCUUCAAGGGAUGUGGACGAAAAUGAUACGGAUAUAAAUUCACAGCAACAUGAAUCGCUUGAUCAUGCUGAUAAAAAUGUCAAAAAUGUGCCAUCACAAUCGAUGAACGGUGUUUUGUGUCAGAACGAUGACUUAACGCCGACAAUCGAUUACGGAACGGAAAAUCGAUUGGCAAACGAAACGCAUACGGAACAUAGGAAACUUAAACGAAAACUAUCCGAUUCAAUAUCGGAUCCGUACGAAACAUCUCAGAAACAUACAAAAUUCAACAAUCAAACAAAUAGUAUAGGCUUAAGUGAUAAUCAAAUAGUUGUAGAUGAUUCAAUAUUAAAUCAUUUGGUAAAUCACGAUCAAAUAGCCGACAGUUGUGAAGAGCCACCCAAUGCUGAUGUUCAAACGAGUACGGAUAGUACAGAUCCACCAAUGGUGCUGGAGAAAUCACAAGAAAAUGCGGAUGAAAAUUUCAACAGUGAGCUUGUCAUCGAUGAUUUGUUGCCCGUAACCAAAGAUAAAAACAUUGAUGAAUGUGAUCAUAUCUAUAUGAAUGGUCACACCAGCAGCAGUAAAGCCGAAUCGACUUUAUCGAUUGAUGCACCACAUGAAGAAGAGUACAACCACCACCACCACCACCACCAACAACAACAACAACAACAACAACAACAACAACAACAGCAACUAACGUUCACACCAAAAAACGAUUUAGACGAAUGUAUUCAAGCGCAUGCAUUGAAAUCGAAAGUGAAAAAUCCAUUUUCGACACCACCACAAAGCGAAACGAAUUCAACAAGUGAUGAACGAUCAUUAGAUGUACAACCAGAAAAAUUAGAAACAAAUUCACAAACGGAUCUUACGGUAGAGCAAUCGGCAACAAUACCAACUCUGUCAACAGACCACACAUCUAAUCUCACGCAAACACCGAUUAAUUAUGGCGUCAUUUCGAGUACAACAACAAUGAACAUCAGCGGCAACAGUAAUAGUGAUAGCAACGCAUCGUUUGCAAAUGCGUUCAGUGGUGAUAAAACCUUGGAUGUGGCUAACGACACUACGAAUAUAGACCAUCCCAAAGCAACGAUUACACCUUCUCAAACACAAUACAACGGCAAAAAGAUUAAUACUCACAUUCGCAUUCGACGUCAGGUUUUUUUGUGCUCAGCAUGUGGCACCUACUACGAGAAAUGGAACCUGUUCUAUCACAUACGAGAGGUGCACAACAAAUUCAUCUGUUUGUUUUGUUUGGGCAUAUUCCCGAAUGCAGAACGUUUGGUCAACCAUUUAGAAUCGAAACAUGUUCAUAAGCCAUUUGUCUAUGAGCAUAAAGAUGACUUACUGAAAUCGUUGCGCAACCAAUGCUUUCUUACGUGUUGCGUUUGUGAGCAUAUUUUUACGGAAGAUGAUGAUGUUACGGCACAUUCAUGUGAAACCUUUAUGAAACCAUGCUCAGUUUGUGGGCUCAAAUUCAUUCAUAAAAGCAAUUGCAAGGCGUUGUUAUCAAAUAAGUUAUCAAAGCAUAAACAGAAACGGACGGCCGUUGCACCAAACACCGUUCAACAGAUGUUGCCCAAUACGGUCACGACGCCGAUGCCGACAACGAUAGGUAACAAUAUGUCGCAACAAACGUUCCUACGAAAUGCGCUGCUGGGUCAAGAGCCACGAAUUAAUCAGUAUGGUGACUAUCAAAGUGCGCCGAUCAUUGCACAAAUGCCAAUGUUUGAUCGUAGACUGAAUAACGUACAACCACAUCGAAUCCAAUCUCAACCGCAUUCACAACCGCAGCCUCAAUCUCAGCUUCAGCACCAGCGUCAGUCACAUCUCCAGCCCCAUCGUCAUCAAAACCCUGAACCGGCUAUGAAUACAUUGAAUGGUGGUGGUAAACAACCAACUCUGGUUUCGAAGCCACACAUGAACACACCGGAUGUAACGUCAAAUUUCUAUAAUUCAAAUGUAUUGCCAAUCCAUAAUGCAGAUAUGUAUCACGCGAGUCAUGUACCGUAUUUGAAUGUAUCCAAUGGACCGUAUACCCAAAAUCAAUUGGACGCCAGAUAUCCGGCAUCAAACAUGACAUUUGGCAGAGGAUUGGACAUAUCAACGAAACCGUCAUUUGACAUCGAUCGGCUGGAAAAGACCCAAAACAAAGAUCAUAAUCACAGCAAUAGUGACAGUAGUUCGGACAGCGAUGAUACAAACAACGAUAGCGAUUCAAGUAGUGACACAGAUGUGGAAAAAGAGGAUAAAGAAAACAGUUCAAAACGUGUUGUUAAACCGUUUCGACUUAACUUGACCAAGAAUAACAUGGUCGAGAGACGAGAAUCACCCUAUGUUGAUGAGCAAAAUGAUAGUGCACAUGAAGAUGAUAGCAUAGACAAUGAAACUGGCAUAGCAAACAGUCUGAACGAUAGUAGAAGUCAUCAAAAUAUGUCGGAUAUCACCAACAUACAAAUGCGAAUAGAUAACAUUAAGCAACAAAUGAGUGCAAUGCAAAGAGUUGAGGAAUCACCGCCAUCACUGAAAGUCCCAAAAUUAACGCUUAAGCUCACGAAACCAUUUCAAAAUCCCGUGGAAUCGGAGCAAUCGUCGACGGAAAGUGAUAGUGACAGUGAGAAUGAACACGACGACGACGAUGAAAAUGUGUCUCAUGAGCAGCAAGACGAUACCCCAAUCGACGUUGGGUCAGGAGAAAAAGUGAUGGAUCUUAAACAGCCAUCAUUUUUGCAACCCGACACUGAAGCGGCGCUUCAAAAUCCAUAUAACACUAACACUAGCAAUUGCUUAUCAAAUCCAAUUAACAACAACCAUAGCUUUGAUGAUAGUUUGAACGAAAGUGGAUCAUCGGAUAAAAAUACAUCAAUAGAAUCAGGUGAAAAGUCAACAUGUGUCACUGAAGACGCUGAAUAUCAAACACAAGCACAAAAUCACCCGUCUGCACCGCAGCAAGAUGAACUUUCGAUGAAUUGUGAAUCGGACCAGUUGCAAAUUCAACCAGUUCAGGAGCUCACUACAAAUACGGAGCAAACAAACAUCAUUUUAGACAACCUAACAAACAUCAAUGAAAAUUUCUAUCCAACAUUGGAACACAAUCAGAAUGUGAUGACACCACCCGAUAGCAUUCUCGAUGGCCAAGCCGAAGCAGAAAGUGAAAGUCAAACUGGUAUAACCGUUGCAAUCGCACCUGAAUUGGACAAUGAACAUCCAGAACAAGACAUCAUUGAUGUUGAUUCUCCUCAGGUGAUUGAGGAUAAGCGUCCAAUCACGGAAUUCAUAUUAGAUCAACCAUUGGAUAAAAUCCCAAUCAAAAGUUUCAUUCGAAAAUGUUUGCAAUUCACCUAUCCAAAUUGUUUGUAUUGUAAUCAUGCACGAUCGAUUGCUGUGAACGGUGUUAGUCUGGCUGAGCAUUUAAUUGGUGAGCAUCGAUUUAGCGCAACGGUGGACAGUAUCACAGCGGAAGAGCUGCUGCCGGAAACUAUUGAGCAAAAAAUCACUACCGGACUCGACGAAUUGGAUGAGACAUUUUUCAAUAUGGAAUCAUAUGAUAAUAAAAUCAUCGAUCCAAAUUAUCAAUUUGUCAAACACUUUGAAUGUUUCCAGUGCCGUUUUCACAGUCCAAUUUACAAAGAUCUGUACCUACACAAUCGUAAAAUGCAUCUGAGAUCGGCUCUGAUCUGUUUGAUGUGCCGAUCAAAUUUCUACAGCUAUAGUGAACUGGUGUGUCACAUGUGUCCGGGUGCCCAAAUGAAACUGAUUCCGAUCGAUUUGAAGUUCCGUUGUGUUCUGUGCAAUCUAGAUGAUAUCCCGUCGGCCUUCCGUUUGAUGGUGCAUCUGCGUAAAAAGCAUUCUGCAUGCGAUGUUUGUCUGGAGGAAUGCAGCGAUCAAAGCAAAUUGUCGUGUCAUGUGUGGAAACACAAGUUGCACCAUCUCUGCUAUCGAUGCAAUAUCACCUAUCGCAACAAAGCAGAUAUAACACGGCAUUUAUUCUGGAAACAUGGCACUGAAAGUGUUAUGUGUAAGCGUUGUUUGGAGAAAAAGUGGCCGCAUGUCUAUCACUUCUGUGUACCACCCGUUUCAUUCAAAUGCGAUACAUGCAAUCAAGCAUUUUCAAAAGCACUCACACUCAAAGUCCAUAAACGUUUGCAUGAUCCGGAGAGUAUCACGUUUCCAUGCUCACUUGAUGACUGUGAUCAGAAGUUUAUAUCGAAAAAACUGAUGAUUAAACACGUUUCGUUGCACUACAUGCCAGAGCUGCCUCCGCCAUCUGAGGAAAAGAUUCUUUCGAGAGAAAAUAAUGAAAAUGAAUCUUUGAUAGAUAAACAAGGGACAAGUUUGCAAGCUAAUUCACCUUCACAUUCUCCGAGUAGAAAUUCAUCCGAACGAAUUGAACAGGAGGCCCCAAUCGAUGCAGUCAUCAGUGUGAUUGAGCACGAUGCACGGGAACAGGAGGAGAAGCAAAAGCAGCUGAAAAAGGAAUCGACUGGUCGAAAUGAAUCGUCAAGCGAACACAUUCACAAAAAUAAACCGAGAAAAUUGAAGAAAAAUCGGUCCGAUUUUAGUGAUUUACUCGACUUACCAUCGGUCAACUUGUCGGAGAGUGAUAGCAGUGAAGAUUCUGAUGCGGAAAGUAACCCACCACAUGAUCCAUCGACGGAAAAUUCAAGACAUUCACUUUCGACAGCUUCGGGAACCAACGAAAUGGUCACAAAAUUCAAAAGUGCACAACAUGCACUGGAUGACGAUGAUGAUAGGGCCGUCAUGCUUGAGGCGGACAUAUGGGAAAACUUCAAAACUUAUCAGGCCAAUCAAAUGCAAGAUAAAUCAUUAGACAGUUCGGAAGAGGAGCAAGUGAUUGCUGAGAAUCCAGUUUUGUUGCAUGUUAGUCAGUCUGACCACGAUUAUUCGAUGAUGUACAAGCCAUUGGUGAAGAAACCGAAAGUACCGAGUGUAGAGAUGAUAGCUUCAUUUGCCCCAAUAAUUGAAGAGAACGAACGAGGUGACAUAAAAAUCACUGUGGUCGAAGCAACUGAAUCAAUAGCUGAAAAUUUGAAUCCACAAUCACCGACACCGUUGCCCACUUCAACUGUUACGAUUACCGAUGAAGAGAUACCAAAAACCGAAGACGAAAAUGUUGUUGGUGAUACUGAGGAAAAACUUGACACCGACAAAAAAGAUGCGAAAAAGGUGAAAGCCGACAAAUCAGAUCGUAAAGCGGAUGAUAGUGAUUCGUCGUCUGAUUCAAGCGAUUCAGACUCAAGCUGCUCGUGUGGUUCAAAUUGUAGCUGUAGUUCGUCCAGCAGUUCAUCGAGCAGUUCCAGUUCCGAUUCGGGUAGUGACAGUUCAAGCUCAGAAGGCAGGCGUAAGAAAAUGUUGUCAAAAACAAGAACACCCGACCGAACAACACCGGAAAAGAAAGUGGUGGCUGAUGAAGUAGAGCAAAAGGUUGAGCCAAUGCAGGAAGAGAUACCGGAUGCGCCGACCGUAAGCCCGAAAAUCGAAGCCGAUGACAAAUCGGAAGCAUUGCCGGAUGAAACGGAAAACGUUGACGUUGACGUUGAAAAGCCAGAAUCAGCCGAUGUUGACGUUGUCGAUGUCGUAACAACUGACAAGAAAUUCACACAGCCAGACAUUUACACAAUCGUAGUGGAGUCGGAUCUUGAAACAACUGAUUCAGAAACUGACGAAGAAUUCUAUGAUGAGCAUCCACAAAAAUUGGCCAUUCAAAUGUUAGCUGAAAAGCGGCAGCAAUUGAUGUUGCAAACAUUGAACCCAGUGAAUGGUAUGCCAUACAUGAGUACGAGUCGACCAGCUACACCGUUGCUGCCCGAAGAAACACCCAAAGGUCCGAAGACCAAAACCAAAAAACGUCGUCGAACACACAAGAGCUCACGAUCACCACAAAAGCAACUGUCUAAAAAUAUUCCACGAUUCAAUGCAAAUGGACUUCAUCACACGCCCAAUAAUUUGUCACUUGUGGAAAAGCCAUUAGAAACGGUCGCAUCACAGGCUGUUACUGCAGCAUCGGUUACAAUUCCAGAACCAGCUCCAUUCACAAUGCAAUCGAAUCCAUUUAUAAGAUCGCAAAUCGAUGCAUCGUCACAAAUUAAUUCGAAUUCCAAUGUUCUGCCCGCAGUGGUUUCAACACCGGUUAGUUCGAAUUUCGAUAAUUUACUCAAUACCCCAGCAACAUUACCAUCCAAACAUCAUUUAAUGCGCUUGAGCACAAGCAGUGCAUCGGAUGCCGACAACUCAUUGAAACGUUCAAAACGUCGUCGAAUACCAAACAAAUUCUACGGCUACACGAGUGAUGAUGAAAGUAUAUCUGCUGCAAGUACGCUUAACUCAAGCUAUCAGCAUCCAUUCAAACCAACACCACCUCCAAAUCUGAAUAAAUGGCGUGAAUCACUUACGUGGAGUAAAGAAGAUUUGCCAAAACCGUCGAAAAACAAUCGGACUGGCACAAUGAAAAAGAUUCUGAGAUUGUCAUCGGGUAAAACGCCGAAGCAACCACGUAAAAUGCCAAUGAAAGCGGCGAUAAAAACGCCCGGCAUGAAAAAUCGCACAAUAGCAAAGCUCAAGGAGAAGAUGCGAAAGAAUCCAACGGUUCCAAAGAUUAUUAUCCGUGGAAUUCCACGGUCGAAUCAACCGAAAGUCACGGCACCCGAUCUGAGUGAUGUAUCACGCGUUCCAAAUGUCCCAGUUCAUCAUAUGUCACCGCAAUUGAAUAAUGAGCUAUACGAUCAGUCAUCAGACAGUGAUUCGGAUAGCAAUUUACACAUAAAUCAAACGUUUCGCAGCAACUUUGGAUCGCAUUCCGGUGAUAGUGCAGAAGCCAACCGAGACAAUACGAUACGGGCGCAACCGCCAAAACAACAAAUGCCCUUCAUCCGUCCCGAUCACACCCUUUUGCCGCCCAAACGAUUUUCAUUAUCACCAUCACCACCGCCAGUGUUUGCACCAACAGCAACCAGUCUGCAAAAUGAACGCUUACCAGCAAAUUUGCUAUCAACCAUGCAACAUCCAAUAUUAAAUGGUGCACAACACAAAGCGAAGCAGGAAAGUGCACGAAAUGACAACAAUUUAUACUGCUACUGUCGUCGACCCUAUGACGAAAUGUCGGAAAUGAUCGCUUGCGAUGCUCAAGACUGCUCAAUCGAAUGGUUCCACUUUGAAUGUGUUGGCAUCAAAGUCACUGAUAUAAAUCCGCAAGACAAAUGGUAUUGUCCGCAAUGUAAAGAACGGAAUAUGGCGCAAAACAGCUACGCUUUGCCAUCAAAUAAUGUAAACAAUACCAUUUCGAAUCGCUUUGCUAAUGCAUCCUUAGAUUUGAAUUGAAGAAUCCAUGAAAAAUUCAGUUAAAAUAUGUAAAAAAAAAAAAAAUAAUAAUAACCACCACACUACUGGUUCUGUGAUAAAACAUCGAUCGUAUCGUAGCAACAACAUUGCUGCAGCCCAAAUAUGUGAGAGAAGGAGAGAAAGAGAGACGAAGAGCAUUGUUUUCGUUAUAAAUGUGUUUUAAGUAUUUCACAUUGAUUUAGUUUUGACACACUCACUUUUUAUCGAUGGAAUGCGCGGAAUGCAAACAAAAGCAUCUAUGCCGAAAAAUUGGCAGCAUCGAGUAAAAGUUAACGCUAUCAAAACCGAUUCAUUUGUAAUUUUGCAUUAAAUUAAUACAUUUUACGUUGAAUAAGUGAAUUGAGCCAAGAAUCCCCCCUCCCCUUAAUCGAAUGAACGUUCAUAAAUAGGUAUGAAAUAAGAUAUUGAACAGAAAAUUGAGAAGAAAAACCAAGAUGACAUUAUGUGAUUCGAUCAAUUAAUAAGUGGCAAUUUGUUAAUGUUCUUUGGAAAUCUAGUUUCAAUAAAAUUACAUUCUUAAUUUGCAAA
Messenger RNA from Sitodiplosis mosellana (orange wheat blossom midge), 9557 nucleotides. RefSeq lists its product as uncharacterized. Gene Ontology annotation, cellular component: Rpd3L-Expanded complex; nucleus; Rpd3L complex. The transcript is spliced from 10 exons. Gene Ontology annotation, biological process: regulation of DNA-templated transcription. NCBI's taxonomy places the organism in Eukaryota, Metazoa, Arthropoda, Insecta, Diptera, Cecidomyiidae. Bases 1107 to 9008 code for a protein of 2633 amino acids. The record is from RefSeq and is a predicted model, not a curated record.